Jaculus jaculus (lesser Egyptian jerboa) is the source of this 2409-nucleotide messenger RNA. RefSeq names its product cystathionine beta-synthase (gene Cbs). NCBI's taxonomy places the organism in Eukaryota, Metazoa, Chordata, Mammalia, Rodentia, Dipodidae. The transcript is spliced from 17 exons. Gene Ontology annotation, molecular function: cysteine synthase activity; cystathionine beta-synthase activity. Bases 142 to 1827 code for a protein of 561 amino acids. Gene Ontology annotation, cellular component: cytoplasm. The record is from RefSeq and is a predicted model, not a curated record.
CGGCCAGUCCGCCGCGGGGUCGCCGUCUCCCACCACCUGCUGCUGCGGCUGCUGCUGUCCUCGGCUCCUCUCGCCUCUCGCAGCGCCGCUCCAAGCCGGCCAGACCCCCUCUCUUCCUCGCAUCGACUUCUAGAUUCCAACAUGCCUUCAGAGACACCCCAGGCUGAGGACAGUGCUACAGGGUGCCCCCACCGCUCGGGGGUGCACUCGGAGAAAGGACACCUGGAAAGGGGACCUUCGGGGGACAAGGAACACGUGUGGAUCCGGCCUGAUACCCCGAGCAGGUGCACCUGGCACCUGGGCAGGCCCAUCUCCGACUCCCCACAUCACCAUGCUGUCAUGCCCAAGCCUCCAAAAAUCUUGCCAGACAUUCUGAUGAAAAUUGGGAACACUCCCAUGGUCAAAAUUAACAAGAUCGGGAAGAAUGCAGGCCUGAAGUGUGAACUAUUGGCCAAGUGUGAGUUCUUCAAUGCGGGUGGGAGUGUGAAGGACCGCAUCAGCCUGCGGAUGAUCGAGGACGCGGAGCGAGCUGGGACUCUGAAGCCAGGGGACACCAUCAUCGAGCCCACCUCUGGGAAUACAGGGAUCGGCCUGGCCCUCGCCGCUGCGGUGAAAGGCUACCGCUGCAUCAUCGUGAUGCCCUCGAAGAUGAGUAUGGAAAAGGUAGACGUGUUGCGAGCUCUGGGGGCUGAGAUUGUGAGGACACCCACCAAUGCCAGGUUCGACUCCCCCGAGUCUCAUGUGGGGGUGGCAUGGAGGCUGAAGAAUGAAAUCCCCAAUUCUCACAUUCUGGACCAGUACCGCAAUGCCAGCAACCCCCUGGCACACUACGACGACACCGCGGAGGAGAUUCUGCAGCAGUGUGACGGGAAGCUGGACAUGCUGGUGGCUACAGCAGGCACUGGGGGAACCAUCACGGGCAUCGCCAGGAAGCUGAAGGAGAAGUGCCCUGGAUGCAAAAUCAUUGGAGUGGAUCCCGAAGGAUCCAUCAUCGCGGAGCCCGAGGAGCUGAACCAGGUGAAACAAAUGUCUUAUGAGGUGGAAGGCAUCGGAUAUGACUUCAUCCCCACCGUGCUGGACCGAGCGGUGGUGGAUAAAUGGUUUAAGAGCAAUGACAAGGAGUCCUUCGCCUUUGCCCGGAUGCUCAUCUCUCAGGAAGGACUGCUCUGUGGUGGCAGCUCUGGCAGUGCCAUGGCCAUAGCCGUGAAGGCCGCCCGGGAGCUGCAGGAGGGGCAGCGCUGCGUGGUCAUCCUGCCGGAUUCCGUUCGAAACUACAUGUCCAAAUUCCUGAGUGACAAAUGGAUGUUGCAGAAGGGCUUCAUGGAGGAAGACCUCUCGGUGAAGAGGCCUUGGUGGUGGCACCUACAUAUUCAGGAGCUGAGCCUGUCAGUGCCACUGACCUUGCUGCCCACGGUCACGUGUGAACACACCAUCGCCAUUCUGCGUGAGAAAGGCUUCGACCAAGCACCCGUGGUGGACGAGUCAGGGGCCAUUCUGGGGGUGGUGACUCUCGGGAACAUGCUGUCGUCUCUGCUGGCGGGAAAGGUACAGCCGGCAGACCAGGUCCGCAAAGUCCUCUACCAGCAGUUUAAACCGGUCCGCCUGACAGACACACUAGGCACGCUCUCGCGCAUCCUGGAGAUGGACCACUUUGCCCUGGUGGUCCGUGAGCAGAUACAGUCACGGGACCAGGCCUGGUCAGGAGUGGUGGGGGGGCCUGAAGACCACAGCAAUGACAAGGCCAGUGAGCAGCAGAUGGUGUUUGGGGUGGUCACUGCCAUUGACCUGCUGAACUUUGUGGCGGCCCGUGAGCAGCCCCAGAAGUAGAGCUGGGCCGGCCCGACCUCCAGGAGCCCCUUGGAUUCCUCAGACACGUGCCUGAGCCUGGCAGGUGGUACGAAGCAGGUAGAUGCUUAGACCUCUGGACAGGCGUCAACUCCCACCUAACAUUCAGCUUCCUGGACAAAUCCUCCUGGGCCUCACUAGCUUAGACUGGCUUUCCUAUGAUGUCACUUCCUCCUAAACUGCCUCACUAAGGAAGAACUGAGAGAUGCUGGCCAUGGGGCGCACACACACAGCACAACGAGGGCAGUGGGCCUGUCCUUCCCCGACUCCAGAAUGGGGAGGGGCAGAGUUGCCCUGUGUCCACGCUCCUCUUCACGGGCAGCGCUGUCCUCCCGGCGUGGUGCACUGACGUGACUGGAGCGUGUGGGUUUUAGUGGAGUGCAGUUCCUGUACCCCAAAACUUAUGGCUCAAAUGUGAACAGCAGCUCGGUACCAUGGGCUGCAUUCAGAAACUCCGUUACCACCACAGCCAUCCCUCACCCACUCCCGACACACACACACACAGUGACCCUCUCUCACUGGCAAGCCCUUGCCUAUUUUCUUAGUGGACUUCCCUGUUCUGGA